Messenger RNA from Brenthis ino (lesser marbled fritillary), 468 nucleotides. Lineage: Eukaryota; Metazoa; Arthropoda; Insecta; Lepidoptera; Nymphalidae. The record is from the annotation of a GenBank genome assembly.
AUGGCGGAUGGGUCGCCCGAUUACCGUGCCGGCCCUGAUGAAAUGAACGAUUUAACUUUUUCCGUGGCCGACCUGUCAUAUCGUGACUCAAAAAAGUGCAGUGGAGACACUUUCGAAGGUGGUAGAUUAAAGUUGUCGUUCUAUACCGAACUCGAAGGGAGUGAAUCGUGUGAAAAUAGUGAGAUGCGCGGCGUGGUCGCCGAUCGUUCCGUGGCGACAGCAACAUCAGAUUCCCGAAAAACACCCGGCUCGAGCUUCGACGAUGGCGACGACAGGAAGAAGCGUUGUUUCGACCGAUACGACAGUUCCGAGUCUUCCGACAGACUAGACGAUAUCGACCAAUUCCGACAUUUACUUCGUUUUCCUAAACACCAGUUCAUAACUGGCGCGAAAGUUAAACAAGUGACUCUGAGUACAAAACGAAGAAUGGGUUUUGUUGGUAGUGGGUUCGCGCUAAGCCAUGAAGGG